GAGCUCGCGGCUUCCGGAGGCGCCCGAGGUCGGCGAACUACAUCCCGGGCGCGCGGGGAGCCGCGGCCGCCGCCCGCACCGCCGUCCCCGGGCCCGAGCCGGCGCGCCCCGCGCGGCGCCCGGCCCGCUCCCCUCCCGCGGCCGGCGCGGAGCAGCGGAGAGCGAGCGGCGGGUCGGCCGCCGGCGCCCGGGCCGCGGAGCCGAUGAGCGGCGGCGGCUGAGGGCCCGGGCCGGCCUGUGCGCGCCUCCUCCCGGCGCCCGAGCGGGGCCGCAGCGCCCGGGGCGCGGGCCGGGGUCGCGGCCAUGGAGGCGGACUGACGCUCCCGGGCGGCCGAGCGCGCUCUCUCCAGCCGCGGGCCCUCCUCGGCGGCGGCGGGCGCCCGGCCCGGCGCGCUCUGCCCGGGGCGCCCGCGGCAGGCUCUGCCGCGCUCUAUGCGCCUCUGCGGGCGCCGCGGGCCCGGGCCAUGGCGAUAGACCGGCGGCGCGACGCGGCGGGCGGCGGGCCCGGGCGGCAGGCGCCCCCGGCCGAGGAGAACGGCGCCCUGCCGCCCGGGGACGCGGCGGCCUCGGCGCCCCUCGGCGGCCGCGCGGGCCCCGGCGGGGAGAUCCAGCCGCUGCCCGCCGCGCACCCCGCCGGCGGCGGCCCGCACCCGAGCUGCUGCGCCGCCGCCCCGAGCCAUCUGUUGCUGGACUACGACGGGUCGGUGCUGCCCUUCCUGGGGGGCCUCGGCGGGGGCUACCAGAAGACCCUCGUGCUGCUCACCUGGAUCCCCGCGCUGUUCAUCGGCUUCAGCCAGUUCUCGGACUCCUUCCUCUUGGACCAGCCCAACUUCUGGUGCCGCGGGGCCGGCAAAGGCUCCGAGCUGGCGGGGGUCACCGCCACCGGCCGGUGGGGCGCCGGCGACUUGGCCAACUGGACCAGCCCCCCGCCCACCCCCUUCUCCACUGCCGCCUGGGGGGGCGCGGGCAACCUGAGCAACAGCAGCGAUGCGUCCGGGGGCGACACGCCACCCCUGCCGUCCCCGCCGGACCAGGGGGACAACGCCUCCAACUGCGACUGCCACGCGUGGGACUACGGCAUCCGCUCAGGCCUCGUCCAAAACGUGGUCACCAAGUGGGAUCUUGUGUGUGAUAAUGCCUGGAAGGUCCAUAUCGCUAAAUUCUCCUUGCUGGUUGGAUUAAUCUUUGGCUACCUAAUUACUGGAUGCAUUGCUGACUGGGUCGGCCGACGGCCUGUGCUGCUGUUCUCCAUCAUCUUCAUUCUGAUCUUCGGACUGACUGUGGCCCUGUCCGUGAACGUGACCAUGUUCAGCACAUUGAGGUUCUUCGAAGGAUUUUGCCUGGCUGGAAUAAUUCUCACGCUAUACGCAUUACGAAUAGAGCUGUGUCCCCCGGGAAAACGGUUCAUGAUCACAAUGGUGGCGAGCUUCGUGGCCAUGGCCGGCCAGUUCCUCAUGCCCGGCCUGGCCGCCCUGUGCCGGGACUGGCAGGUGCUGCAGGCCCUGAUCAUCUGCCCCUUCCUGCUCAUGCUGCUCUACUGGUCGAUCUUCCCAGAGUCCCUCCGAUGGCUGAUGGCGACCCAGCAGUUUGAGCCAGCCAAGAAGCUGAUCCUGUACUUCACGAAGAAGAACUGCAUGAGUCCGGAGAGUGACAUCAAAGGCAUCCUGCCAGAGCUGGAGAAGGAGCUGUCGCGCAGGCCCAAGAAGGUGUGCAUCGUGAAGGUGGUGGGGACCCGGAACCUGUGGAAGAACAUCGUGGUCCUGUGUGUGAACUCGCUGACGGGCUACGGCAUCCACCACUGCUUCGCCCGCAGCAUGAUGGGCCACGAGGUGAAGGUGCCGCUGCUGGAGAACUUCUACGCCGACUACUACACCGUGGCCAGCAUCGCCCUGGCGUCCUGCCUGGCCAUGUGCGUGGUGGUCCGCUUCCUGGGCCGCAGGGGAGGCCUGCUGCUCUUCAUGAUCCUCACGGCCCUGGCCUCCCUCCUGCAGCUGGGGCUCCUCAACCUGAUCGGAAAAUACAGCCAGCACCCAGACUCAGGCAUGAGCGACAGCGUCAAGGACAAGUUCUCCAUCACGUUUUCCAUCGUGGGCAUGUUCGCCUCCCACGCGGUGGGCAGCCUCAGCGUGUUCUUCUGCGCGGAGAUCACCCCCACCGUGAUCAGGUGCGGCGGGCUGGGGCUGGUGCUGGCCAGCGCGGGCUUCGGCAUGCUGACGGCGCCCAUCAUUGAGCUGCACAACCAGAAGGGCUACUUCCUGCACCACAUCAUCUUCGCCUGCUGCACGCUCAUCUGCAUCAUCUGCAUCCUUCUGCUGCCCGAGAGCAGGAACCAGAGCCUGCCAGAGAACAUCUCCAAUGGGGAGCACUACACGCGGCAGCCACUCCUCCCCCACAAGAAGGGGGAGCAGCCGCUGCUGCUCACCAACGCGGAGCUCAAGGACUACUCGGGUCUGCACGACGCGGCCGCCCCCGGGGACGGGCUGCCGGAGAGCGCCACGGCCAACGGCAUGAAGUCCAUGUAGUUCCAGGCAGGUGGCCAGGCCAGCGGGGGGCCUCCUGUGGCUGGGGCGGGGCGCCCACCUGUGCUGCUGAUGCCACCAAAUUGUGAGACUGUCAAGUGGUGUGGGGAAUCCUCUCUUUCCAAAACUCUGCGGAUCAUGUGUUUGAGGAAGCAAAGUCUUUGGAAUUAGCCCUCAAAGACUUUCUUUUCUGCCAUUAAAUGUUUGUAUUUAUUUUGGUCAUUUUUACGAGAAGCACUUUACUCCCUUUCCUCUCACUGAUUUCGAAACAGAACCACCUCCUGACAAGGAAGAACGUGGUAGCCCUCGGAGGAUGUGGCGUGUGACCAGCACUGGGCGCCCCUUCUGGCCCAGCUCUCCAGGAGGCUGGUGGCGCCUCCGUGGCCGCUGCCUGUGUGACCAGCCACCCCGCGUUUCAGGCCAGCUGGAAUGUGAGCCAUCAGGCUGCUCCCGGGGUGGGGUGCGUCUGGGUCUCGCAGGAGCUGGCGCAUCAGGUGAGAGCUUCUGUGCCGUGUCGGGGGACAGCAGCUGGCGGGUGUCCUUCAGACCAGCCUAGUCUUUCCUUCAUGCUCAUCCUGUUGUACUUGAGGCUGGAAGCUCUGUGGGGAAAGCAUAAAGGCUUCGUCAGUGCUUCUGGCAGUAAGGCCGCUGUUCCCACAGUCACAGCCACAACUAGCAGACACCCGGGGAUCGGAGACGCGCCCCUUGCGCAUCGAUCCCCUCCCAGAGCUCGCUCCAGCACUACUUGAAAACAUGGCUACUUUCUGAACUAAAACCACUAGAACUACUGACGUAGACAACAAAGGCAACCCCGCCAGAGAGGGGAUGCUCUCAAACACGGCCCGUCCCCCCCAUCUUGAGCACACACCAUGUAGAAAUCACCAGCCUGGAUGACUGUCCCUCACUAACUCGCUGCUCAGAGCCCGGACCACCUGCAGGAGCUGUCCCCUUGCGCCUGCCACCUGCCCGCGCAGGGAGGCGCAUGCAAGAGUGGCGUCUCCAGGUGAGUCCACUGGCGUCAGUCUCUUAAGCACCAAGACAAAUGGAGAGAAGCAAUAACCCACCAAAGUCCAGCCCACCCCCCCGGCGCCAAGGGCUUGCUGUGCUCCUGCGCCCCAACGACGACAGAGGCUUCCUUCCUCUUACCUCUCCGGGUCAGGCCAGUCCACCUGUCCAAGGGGUGCCCAGAGGAAAGGCAGAGGCUCCUCCAGGAGCCGGCAGGUGCCACCUUGGAGCAGUGCAGACACCUGGCAUUUUGGACGGCCUGGGCUCUUCCUAGAAUCGCCACCUCCCGCUCAUGCCACGUGUCUGCCUCAGCAGGGGCCUCUCACCACUGCGAAGCCAUUUGGUCUCUUCCAGCCAAUGGUCGCUAGGAAACAAAGGGCCAGAGUGGGGUCAACUUCACUUCCCUCUCCCGCUCCAGCUCCCCCAUCUGUCCCUCACCCUCGCCACUCACCUCUCUCCUCCGAAACCAGUGGACAGCAGCAGGCGCCCGCUGAGCAACGGUAACGCUGGUGGGGUGGCUCCGGCGCACGCAGCCUGUAUCUGCUGGUGGCACUGGCGGGGGUGGGGGGCCUCCACAGCCUGGUUCAAGGACGGGGCUGCUGGGGGGGCUGUCUGGCCAGUCUUCCCCAGCUCCCUGCUCAUCCUUGCUGCCCCGUUGUCUUUAAGUCGCCUUUGUUCUGUGUUUCCAUGUGAGUCCGCAUUCACCUUCAUUUGAAAGGCCUUUCUUUGUGCCCCUGCAGCCUUUGCGUGCCAAACUUGUGAAAUACUACCUUUUGCCUUUUUUAGAGUACUUACACAAAGCCACCUGGCAGCAGGCCCGCUAAGGCCAGGACAUGAUACACGCAGAGGCCAGGCCUGCCGGCAUAGGGGGGUGGGGGUGGGAGGAGCCAGCAAGGCCCCUGGGCACACACCUGGCCGGGUAUGUGUCCAACCUGACACCACCUAAGGCCUGUGAGUGCUUGUGGUCCCACACACUCUAGGGGACAUGUUGAAGCUUCCCGGGCCACCAAGCUCUCCAGGGGCAGAAGGGCAGCCCUGAGAGACUCCCACUCCAGGGCCUCUGGUCUCCAUCUUAAGUGACAACAGAAAUGCGGGGCCAGUCCAGACGGCGCCGUCCCCAGGAGCGGGACUAGCUCGCAUGAUGAGCCCACGGUGGGCCGGGCUCUUCAACCAGUCUCCCGGGUAUGGGCAACGCCAACUUGCUGGCGGUUGGUAGGAGGCAUCCCUGGGCCGGGGGCCCUGGUUCUGGCAUCUGGCGUCCGGCAUCCAGCGGCCUCAGGAUAAGGAGCGCAACUGUGGUGGCACCGGCUCAGCUGCAGGUCACCUGACGCUCCGAGGAGCACCUUUGCAAAACGAAGCCAAAGCAGUAAAGCUGCCCGGUGGGCCGAGCCCCCUGAAGCCCCGUACCAGUGAGAAGGGCGCCGGCCCGCCUGACCCCACCCAGUCCUGCCUCACUCUGGGUGGGAGGAGGCUGCAUGGCUGCUCAGCCCUGCUUCCUCCUGCUCUGGGGAGCACUUCUCAGGCACCUGCCAUUCCACAUCUGCCCUCCAACCACCCCCACCCCUACUCCCAAGUGCUGCCACCGCUCCGGUGUGGGUAGGGGGGAGCUGUGGCACUGUAGGCACAAUGGGAAUUCCCUACACAGGGUGGGAGGGGCCUCCUUCUGUUCUCUUCCAGAAGUCUGUAAGGAACCCCAAACAUUAGCACCGGAGACAAACAGGAAACUGUCCUUAAGGGUUUUGUUUUCUACAAAGGGGGUCACCACUCAAAAGGAGAGGAAGGGGGCUGCUGAGUCGGUUUGGCCACAGAGCAGAGACAGCAAAAAUACGCCUUGGGAAGGAAGCGCUGCCACUUUCUACAGCCAAACCAGACAGUGGCAUCACCCCGGCCCCACCCCGCGCGCGUGCCGGGAAGGCCCAGGCUUCCUGUCUCAAGGGCACCCCGCUUUCAUAUGUGUUCUGGAAAAGCAGCACUGUGUGUCCUGUCUAGUGGGGGAUACCCCAGUCCCUCCCGCGCCCCCAGCGGUGGUCUCUUGUGUCGGGGCUGUGUCCUGUGCACAUCCGCGGGGCCUGGAGGUGCUUGCUCACAGCACAAGCCUCAGUCGAGCUCCCAAGUGUCGUUCAAAGCUAAAUGUCUGCAUGAUGUCACACCUGUUGUACCUUCGGGGAAGAUUUGUAUGUAAAUGUACAGAAAUAAAAAUGUCGCCCCAUUAACAAAUUUCCUCUGGAAUGUCUUCCCUACCUCAUCUGAUGGUACCCAACGAAGGGCAUUUCACGACCAUUGACUACAAGUAAUAAAAACUCUACCUGUUUAUCCAGAUCUCACUGCGUCCCUCCUUAGCGCCUGUGCCUGAUGCUGGCUCUCCCGGGGACAGUGGGGGGCCUCUCUCUGCCCGGGCUGUCCCAGUCUUAAAGGCAGGCGGAACCCAGACACAGGGGCCAGCGGUCAAUCUUGGAGUCUUUUCUCCCGUGCGCUGACGUCCUGCUGACCCAGGGCCUGCUGCUCCCUAGAGAGGUUGAGAACUGAUUCUCUUACACUGUGACUCUGUGAGGAAAGACUGGUACCCCAAAUCCUAAUGUCGUAUUUUUUAACAAAAAAAAAAACUAUUUCUUUAAUAAAGUAUUUAUA
Molecule: messenger RNA, 6152 nt
Organism: Talpa occidentalis (Iberian mole)
Lineage: Eukaryota; Metazoa; Chordata; Mammalia; Eulipotyphla; Talpidae
Gene: SLC22A23
Product: solute carrier family 22 member 23
Exons: 10
Coding region: 465-2522 (685 amino acids)
Biological process (GO): transmembrane transport
Cellular component (GO): membrane
Molecular function (GO): transmembrane transporter activity
Source: RefSeq, a predicted model, not a curated record